Messenger RNA from Erinaceus europaeus (western European hedgehog), 4430 nucleotides. It is a transcript of the gene LRP11, whose product is annotated as LDL receptor related protein 11. The record is from RefSeq and is a predicted model, not a curated record. Gene Ontology annotation, molecular function: protein binding. Lineage: Eukaryota; Metazoa; Chordata; Mammalia; Eulipotyphla; Erinaceidae.
UCCACUCUCCGUGGUGCUGAUCUGCGCGGAGGUCGCGGUGUGUCCGCCCUAGGCGCUCCUUUGCCGGCGGAGAGGCGCAGGGGGCGCCGGGAACCUCGGGAAAGGCCUCGGCGCCGCGCCAGGGCGGUGGCUGUGCCUCCAGCUGUGCGGGUCUCACCGGUGACCGCGCGCCCGCGGCCUCGGGAGAGCAGCGGGGCCCCGGGGAGUCCGCACCGGGAGGCUACCGGCCGAGCGCCCCCGCGGCCCCGCCUCGGCUCCUCCCCCGGCUGCUGGCCGCCAUGGCCUUCGCCUCCCCGGAGAGCGCGGGCUGCUGCCGCGGGGGGCUGCCGCGGAUCCCGGCGCUACGCGUGCUGCUGCUGCUCUGCUUGUGGCUGCCGAGCGGCGGGGCGGCCGGGCCUCCGUCUGCCCCGCGGGCCGGGCUGCUCGCUCCGCUGUCGGGCGUGGAGCAGCUGCUGGAGGAGUUCCGCCGGCAGCUGCAGCAGGAGCGGCCGCAGGAGGAGCUGGAGCUGGAGUUGCGCGCCGGCGGCGGCCCCCGAGAGGGCUGUCCCGGGCCCGGAGGCGGCGGCUACAGCGCCAGGCCGGACGCCAUCAUCCGCACCAAGGACUCCAUCGCGGCCGGCGCCAGCUUCCUGAGGGCGCCCGCGGCCGUGCGGGACUCGCGGCAGUGCGUGGCGGCCUGCUGCUCCGAGCCGCGCUGCUCGGUGGCCGUGGUGGAGCUGCCCCGGCGACCCGAGGGCCCCGCCGCCGCCGAGCUGCGCUGCUACCUCUUCAACUGCACAGUGCACGGCCGCAGUGUUUGCAAGUUCGCUCCUCAUCGAGGAUACAGCAGCUACCGCCUCAGCCGCGCUCCGGAAGGCGGCCAGGAAGGCCUGGAAGACAACACCGCCAGGUCCUCACCUUGGCUGGAGAAGGACGAGCCUCCACUCUGCAAGGCCGGGGAGGAUGUGGUCUUGCACCUGCCCACAGACAGGGUGGUUCUGGAUGGCCGUGACAGCACAGAUGACCGGGCUAUCGUCCAGUAUGAGUGGACACUCCUGCAGGGCGACCCGUCAGUGGACACGAAGGUGCCACAGUCAGGAACCCUGAAACUGUCCCACCUGCGGGAAGGAACGUACACCUUUCAGCUGACAGUGACGGACACUGCGGGACAGAGGAGUUCAGACAACGUCUCCGUGACAGUGCUACCCGUGGCCUUCUCCACGAGAGGGUGCUUAAAGGCCUGUUCUCGUUACCACUUCUUCUGUGACGAUGGCUGUUGCAUUGACAUCACACUGGCUUGCGAAGAGGAACAGUGUCCAGACAGGUCUGAUGAAGUCUUCUGUCAGAACUUGAACCUUGAGAGGAAGGUGGUGACCCACAGGCCAACUGCUUUGCCAAGAACCAGAACCGCAGGGCCCAGUGAAGAUGUGAGGAGAGAGUUCUUGUUGGAAAAAUCUGAGAAAUCCGCUGCCCCAAGCCAGCCAUCAGUGUCAUCAAACAUAGAGAAGAGCAAUCAGUCUGCCUUCUGGGGACCAGAGCAUCUAGUGGAUCCGGAGACUGACCCCACCAUGUCAGGUUCCUUGGAGAAGAAAAGAAAAGAGAAAAAUCACAUGUUUGAGGCAAAGAGUGAUCAAAGACGACAGGAACGCCCAGCUCCAGAAGCAGGUGCAGUGUUACCCCUGGCACUGGGUUUGGCGAUCACUGCUUUCCUGCUUCUCAUGGUUGUUUGCCGACUACGACUGGUCAGACAGAAACUGAAAAAGGCUCAUCCCAUAACAUCUGAGGAAUCUGACUACCUAAUCAAUGGGAUGUAUCUGUAAUAUUAAGGAUAAUUUAAAUAGCUGGGGGGGGGGGGCAAAGAUAGUUCCCUUAUAAAUUCCUUUUUUAAAUUUUACUAGUGAUUUGGUAACGAUUGACAAGAUUGAGGAAUAAGAGGGGUAUGGUUCCAUACUAUUCCCACCACCAAAGUUCCACAUCCCCUCCCCUCCAGUAGAAGCUUCUCUAUCCCUCUGGGAAUAUGGACCAAAGAUCUUUAUGGGGUGCAGAAGGUGGGAGUCUGACUUCUGUAACUGCUUCUCCACUGGACACAGGCAUUGACAAGUUGAUCCAUACUCUCAGCCUGUUUCUGUCUUUCCCUAGUGGGGCAGGGCUCUGGAGAGGUGAGAUUCUAGGACAUAUUGGUGAGGUCAUCUGCCCAGGGAGGUCAGGUUAGCCUCAUGGUAGCAUCUGCAAUUUGGUGGUUGAAAGCAUUAAGAUAUAAAGCAGAACAAAUUGUUCUAAUAAUCAGGAACCUAAAGGUAAGAACAUAGCACAUGAGAUUUGAGGUCUUCGUGUUAGAAGCUAGGGAGUCUAUUUUAGGUAUAUUCUAAGAGGCUUGUGACUUUACUCAUUUUUGCCUGAGCCCAACAGCUAACAUGCAGGUGAGCUAAAAGUAUUGUCUGGGAAGAUGGUGUCAAGAGUUGGGAUUAGGACUAGAAUCUCCUGUUUUUAUCUGGGUUAAGAAAACUACUGAGAACCCAGAUGAUUCUGCAAAACCCCAAAUCUUUGUUCUAAUUGUUGAAAAACUUUCCUUGGGGAAAUGUGUAAUAUCUUGAAAUUCAGAGGUCCAUGUGAUGAAAGGCUUUUGCAAAUUCUAAUUCUCAUUUAUGUAAGCUGUCCCUGAAAACAGAAAUUCGUAUUAGGCAAGAUAGAUUUCGAAUGGCAAUUUUAGUUAACCCAUUCUUCUCAGAAUCCAGCUGCUGGCCUCCAGCAGCCCUGGUUGACUUUUUGUAACUUUCCCUUGUUCUGUAAUCCUCCUCUUUCUACUUGAAACUUCCUAUGCUCUCCUUUUUUUUUUCUCCCCUUGAAGACCUGCUUCUGUUAAUUUUUUUUUUUUUAACCUUCAAUGAGAUGUUACCUUUGGCAGGACUAUCUAUGUGCUAAUCUUAUAACAACAGUGAGGCCUCAGGGAAGGUGAAUGUGAAUUAUUAUUGAUGACCUUUGGGAGAUUUAAAAAAAAAUUGAUUUGGGAUUAGAAAUACCUCAACAAGGCCAUGAAAUGAGAUAGGAAAUCAAGCUAGAAGCAAAGAACCCGCCAGGUCAAACAUUUUAAGAGGGACCAGGCAGGCAGUGGCAAAGCCAGUACAGCAAUGUUACAGUGUGCAAGGACCCAGGUUCAAGCCCCCAACCCUCACCUGCAAGGGAGAGGCUUCAUGAGCAGUGAGAUAGUAUUGUAGAUGUCUCUCUCUCCCUCUAUUAUCUCCUCCUUGCGUCUCAAUUUGUCUCUUUCCAAAAUAAAUAUUUUUUUGGGAAAAGAAGUUUUAACAAACUUUUCUGAGGACAAAUGAAUCCAUGUGUUCUUCCAUCUACUUUGCAUCGUCUGAUGGCCCAGGACCCAUCAGUUGAUUUAUACUGUCACCAGUUUUGAACAAAAUUCGGUAUUGAAGGGGAAAAAAAUGUAUUCAAAAUGGAAAGCAGAAUGCCCAGUGGACUUUUGGGUACAGUUUCUGUCAAAAUGUUACAUGUUAAUUACCAGUAGUUCUUUCAUCCAAUGGAAUGAGCCAUUUUUUCCAUUAUUUAAUGCAAUAGAACUUAUAUUGUAACAAUUCGCUAAUGCCAAGUGUAUGUUUCCCAGAGUAGAAAAGUUUUGCACAGAUUCAUCUUUACAGGAAAUUGACAUUUAUUCAAUAGUUUAGCAUCUCUUCACAAUUAAUCUGUGGGCCUUAAAGGCAAAUUAUUCCGUCAUCACUUAAUGCCAAGACAAUCCCCAUUCUUAGCAAUUGUCCUUAGAAGAAUAGAGUACAAUGGCUAGCUACAUUCACAGGAUGAUCCUGUUUACAGAAUAUGAUUUUUUCAGUACAGUAGUUAAGUCCUUAAAUACCUGGCAAUAGUUAGAUUGAACCUGAAGCAGCUUGUUCCUAAGAAUUUAUUAAUAAAGAGCAAAUAGCUCUAGGGAAAAAAAAAGUUAUGGGGGCCGGGCAGUGGCGCACCUGGUUAAGCACACACAGUAUGAAGUGCAAGGAUCUGGGUUCGAGCCCCCAGCUCCCCACCUGCAGGGAGUCGCUUCACAAGUAGUGAAGCAGGUCUGCAGGUGUCUAUUUUUCUCUGCCCCUCUCUAUCUUUGCCUCCCAAUUUCUCUGUCCUAUCCAGUAAAAUGGAAGGGGGGGGGGAAGCCAUUUCCUGAGAAAUCUAAGCAUUUUGUUGAAAGUUUAAAAAGAAGCUAAGAUUGAAAUUUCUCAAGGGCAGUUAGCGAGAUGAGUGUGUGGAAGAUAAUGGUGAAGUUUGUUUCUAUAGGGAGGAGGAGGUCAUUCAGACCAAAUCAACCACAUCCUGAUGAGGCAUGCACCUUUCAGCAUUUCUUUUCUAGAGGAGGAAAGUAAACACAAUUCAGUGUUGCUACGUGUUGACAGACUUGUGAAACUCCAUGACUGUGUGUACAAUAUUACUUUAAUAAAUUGUAUUUUCUUCUUAAA